This is a messenger RNA of Cavia porcellus (domestic guinea pig), 2544 nucleotides long. RefSeq names its product activating transcription factor 6 beta (gene Atf6b). NCBI's taxonomy places the organism in Eukaryota, Metazoa, Chordata, Mammalia, Rodentia, Caviidae. Bases 49 to 2178 code for a protein of 709 amino acids. The record is from RefSeq and is a predicted model, not a curated record. Gene Ontology annotation, molecular function: DNA-binding transcription factor activity, RNA polymerase II-specific; RNA polymerase II cis-regulatory region sequence-specific DNA binding. Gene Ontology annotation, cellular component: nucleus. Gene Ontology annotation, biological process: endoplasmic reticulum unfolded protein response; regulation of transcription by RNA polymerase II. The transcript is spliced from 18 exons.
UUUCCGGGCCGUCCCUCUGUUUCUAAAGAGCCUACGGAUUAGUUGGCGAUGAGGAAAGGCGGGUCUCGGGAGCCGUGUCAGGGUUGGGGGGCGGGGGGAAAGAUGGCGGAGCUGAUGCUCCUCAGUGAGAUCGCCGACCCGACGCGCUUCUUCACCGAUAACCUGCUGAGCCCGGAGGACUGGGACAGCACCCUGUAUGCUGGCCUGGAUGAAGUGGCCGAGGAGCCGCCGCAGCUCUUCCGUUGCUUGGAACAAGAUGUCCCGUUUGACAGCAGCUCCGUGGAUGUGGGAAUGGAUGCCAGCCCCCCGGAGCCCCCUUGGGACUCGCUGCCCAUCUUCCCAGAUCUUCAGGUGAAGUCCGAGCCAUCCUCCCCGUGCUCUUCCUCCUCCCUCACCUCUGAAUCAUCACAUCUCUCCGCAGAGUUCUCUAGCCAGGCCCCAGGAGUAGGAGAGGUACUGCAUGUGAAGACAGAGUCCUUAGCGCCUCCACUCUGCCUCUUGAGAGAUGACCCGACACCCCCAUUUGAAAUCGUCCAGAUCACUGUGGGCUCCUCCACUGAUGAUCCCUCUGAUAUCCAGACCAAGGUGGAGCCCACCUCCCCGUCCUCCUCCAUCAACUCUGAAGCAUCCCUGCUCUUGGCAGACUCCCCCGGCCAGGCUGGUGCAGGUGACGAGGUGCUUGAAGUGAAGACAGAGCCCCUGUCCCCUCCAGGCUGCCUCCUCUGGGAUGCCCCUGCUCCCUCGCUUGGCGCUGUCCAGAUCAGCAUGGGUCCUGCCCCAGAAAGCUCCACAGGCAGAGCCCCGCCGGCCCGGAAGCCACCCCUGCAGCCCAAACCUGUGGUGCUUACUGCUGUCCAGAUGCCGCCCAGAGCCACGCCUGCCAGCACCGCUGUCCUCCUGCAGCCACUUGUGCAGCCGCCCGCGGUGUCCCCGGUCGUCCUCAUCCAAGGUGCUAUCCGAGUCCAGCCUGAUGGGCAGGCGCCCACCACGGCACGACCCGAGAGGAAGAGCAUCGUGCCAGCACCCACACCUGGGAAUUCCUGCCCGCCCGAGGUGGAUGCAAAGCUGCUGAAGCGGCAGCAGCGGAUGAUCAAGAACCGGGAGUCGGCCUGCCAGUCCCGGCGGAAGAAGAAGGAGUACCUGCAGGGGCUGGAGGCGCGGCUGCAGGCCGUGCUGGCCGACAACCAGCAGCUGCGCCGGGAGAACGCUGCCCUCCGGCGGCGGCUGGAGGCCCUGCUGGCCGAGAACAGUGAACUCAAGCUGGGCUCUGGGAACAGGAAGGUGGUCUGCAUCGUGGUCUUCCUCCUCUUCAUUGCCUUCAACUUCGGACCUGUCAGCAUCAGUGAGCCACCGCCAGCACCUGCCUCGCAGAUGGGGGGUCAGGCACCCCGGGCUCAGAGGCACCUGCUGGAGUUCUCAGAGCAGCCACCGGCUCAGGGGAUGGAGCCCCUGCAGGGGUCCCCCCAGGGCCCCAAGGAGCCACAGCCCAGCCAGGUGGCCCGGCCCAGCUUCAGGAACUUGACAGCCUUCCCUGGCGCUGCCAAGGAGCUGCUGCUGCGGGACCUGGACCAGCUCUUCCUCUCCUCUGACUGCCGGCACUUCAACCGGACCGAAUCCCUGAGGCUGGCUGAUGAGCUGAGCGGCUGGGUACAGCGCCACCAGAGAGGCCGUCGGAGGAGCCCGCAGAGGGCCCAGGAGAGACAGAAGUCUCAACCACGCAGGAAGCUGCUCGCAGUGAAGGCAGUCCCCAGCCAGCCUCCGGGGCCCCCCGAAAGGGACCCUGUGGGCCAGCUGCAGCUCUACCGACGCCCAGAUCGGUCCCAGCCAGAGUUCCUGGAUGCCAUUGACCGGCGGGAAGACACGUUUUAUGUGGUCUCUUUCCGGAGGGACCAUCUGCUGCUUCCGGCCAUCAGCCACAACAAGACCUCACGGCCCAAGAUGUCACUGGUGAUGCCUGCCAUGGCCCCCAACGAGACCCUGUCUGGCCGGGGCGCCCCAGGGGACUAUGAGGAGAUGAUGCAGAUUGAGUGUGAGGUCAUGGACACCCGAGUGAUUCACAUCAAGACCUCCACGGUGCCCCCCUCGCUGCGGAAGCCGCCAGCCCCAGCCCAGGGCAACGCCACCACCAGCCAGGCUCACCAGGGCCCCCACCGGGCCUUCUACCUCCGCCACCCCUGACCCCUGCACUGGCUGCCUGAGGCGGCUGGGUGCGGGAGCCUCGUCGCUUUGCGGGUUUCCCAGGCCCUGGUGUGGAUUCGGGGCAGCUGGUAGAGGAAAGACAGGGUUUGGGGCUGAGCACUUAGUGGGGUCAGGUGGUUUACCCCUCCUUCCUCCCCUUCUGGGGAUAUAGGGCUCCUCAUUGCUAUGGAACCCCGGUCCCUGCUUCCUCUGAGGGUCCGGAGUGAGCCUCAGUUUUAGGGUGGGGGCUCCCAUACGCUCUGUUCUUUUGUUCCCCUGGGGCGCUGUGCCAGGCUGUUGGUCCCCAGGCGGGACUAGGGGGGUUUACAUUGUGAGGUAGUGGGAAUAAAGGGGUAGUGGAGGGGA